Messenger RNA from Austrofundulus limnaeus, 645 nucleotides. Its product is annotated as leucine-rich repeat-containing protein 16C-like. The record is from RefSeq and is a predicted model, not a curated record. The transcript has 7 exons. NCBI's taxonomy places the organism in Eukaryota, Metazoa, Chordata, Actinopteri, Cyprinodontiformes, Rivulidae. Gene Ontology annotation, cellular component: lamellipodium; plasma membrane. Bases 1 to 645 code for a protein of 214 amino acids. Gene Ontology annotation, biological process: cell migration; regulation of Arp2/3 complex-mediated actin nucleation.
AUGAAGUUUAAAAACAUUUUGUUUGUGUCCCUUUCUGCUGGAUGUUGUUACAAACUGAUUCACCUGAACUUAGCCAGGAAUCCAUUCAGCUACAGAAAGGUUCGGGGGGUGACCAGAAGUGUUCAAGAGUUCUUCAGUCUCAGCUGUGAACUAAAAUAUGUGGGCCUGUCUGCCACCAAACUACCUCCACAAGCUCUGAGGUUAUUACUACAGGGUCUGGCAACCAACACUCGUCUCUUCGGUCUGGAGUUGGAUGUCAGCAGCUGUGAGCUGCGUUCGGCUGGGGCCCAGGUGAUACAGGAGCACAUCUCUGAGGCUACAGCUAUCAGACGGCUGGAUAUCUCUGAUAACAAUUUUGAAAGCGACAUGGUGACUCUGGUUCUGUCGGUUGGUCGAUGUCCGUCACUUCAACAUCUUGCAUUAGGAAGAAAUUUUGCCAUGAAGUCCAGGUCUGGAUUUUUUGGGCGUGUCUUAAAGGGCAACCUCGUGAUGUCACGCAGCUGCCUUCAGUACAACCCUGCCCCCUGUUGCUCUAGUGGAAAAGAAAAGAAAUAUUGUUUCCUCGGUUCCAGGAAUGUUCAGGGUCGUGGGCGUGGUUUAAGCUCCUCCAGCGGACACGCCCCCAGCAUUCUAGACCAUGGCUAA